AAAUUUUCGAAUAUUUUAUUAUGCUGACUUUCUUACAGUCUUUCUACUUCCGGUAUUUUUUCCACAAUCAUGGCGACAGUCAAGGUGAAAGCCAAGGAACUCCGUGGCAAAAGAAAGGAAGAUCUCCAGAAGCAACUCCUUGAAUUAAAAACGGAAUUACAGAGUCUCCGUGUUGCCAAGGUUACUGGUGGAGCUGCCUCAAAACUAGCAAAGAUCCAUGUUGUGCGAAAAUCUAUUGCUAGAGUUUUGACAGUCAUUCACCAGACACAGAAGGAAAACUUGAGGAAAUUCUAUCGUAACAAGCGUUACAUGCCCAAGGACUUGCGUCCUAAAAAGACACGUGCUUUGAGACGCCAGCUUACCCCUCGUGAAAGGUCUCUUAAAACAAAGAAGCAACAAAGAAAGGAACGUCUCUAUCCCAUGAGAAAAUUUGCUGUUAAAGCUUAAAUGUGUCUAAUAAAUUAAGAAAAAAAAGAAUUGUGUUUAAG
Mercenaria mercenaria is the source of this 488-nucleotide messenger RNA. Its product is annotated as 60S ribosomal protein L35-like. Bases 70 to 447 code for a protein of 125 amino acids. Gene Ontology annotation, biological process: translation; maturation of LSU-rRNA from tricistronic rRNA transcript (SSU-rRNA, 5.8S rRNA, LSU-rRNA). Gene Ontology annotation, molecular function: structural constituent of ribosome; mRNA binding. The transcript is spliced from 4 exons. Lineage: Eukaryota; Metazoa; Mollusca; Bivalvia; Venerida; Veneridae. The record is from RefSeq and is a predicted model, not a curated record. Gene Ontology annotation, cellular component: ribosome; cytosolic large ribosomal subunit.